AGGAGGAAGAGGAGGAGGAGGAGGAGGAGGAGACGGUGCCGGGCCUGGCCUGGCCGUGAGCUGCGCCGCGAUGGACAGCACGGGCAAGGAGCGAGAGGCCGUGCAGCUGAUGGCCGAGGCCGAGAAGCGGGUGAAGGGCUCGCACUCCUUCCUGCGGGGGCUCUUCGGGGGCAACACCCGUGUGGAGGAAGCCUGCGAGAUGUACACCAGGGCUGCGAACAUGUUCAAGAUAGCCAAAAACUGGAGCGCUGCAGGAAAUGCCUUCUGCCAGGCGGCCAAACUGCACAUGCAGCUGCAGAGCAAGCACGAUUCGGCCACCAGUUUUGUGGACGCUGGGAACGCCUACAAAAAAGCAGACCCACAAGAGGCCAUCAACUGCUUAAAUGCAGCUAUUGAUAUCUACACCGACAUGGGGCGGUUCACCAUCGCUGCCAAGCAUCACAUCACCAUCGCGGAGAUCUACGAGGCCGAGCUGGUAGACAUUGAGAAGGCGAUUGCACACUACGAGCAGGCUGCGGACUAUUACAAAGGAGAGGAGUCCAACAGUUCUGCCAACAAGUGUCUGCUGAAGGUCGCCGCCUACGCCGCGCAGCUGGAGCAGUACCAGAAGGCGAUAGAAAUCUACGAGCAGGUCGGAACAAACACGAUGGAUAACCCUUUGCUCAAGUACAGCGCGAAGGAAUAUUUCUUCAAGGCCGCUCUGUGCCACUUCAUUGUGGACGAGCUGAACGCCAAGCUUGCUCUUGAGAAAUAUGAAGAAAUGUUCCCAGCGUUCACAGAUUCACGGGAAUGCAAGCUAUUGAAAAAACUGCUGGAAGCCCACGAGGAGCAGAACUGCGAGGCAUACACCGAGGCUGUGAAAGAAUUCGAUUCAAUAUCGCGGUUGGAUCAGUGGCUUACAACCAUGUUGCUUCGCAUCAAAAAGUCAAUUCAAGGAGAAGGGGAUGGGGACCUGAAGUGAAUUGUUCGUGGUAUUUGUGGCAUGCAGCCUAAGUAAUCUGUUCUUGUGUUACAGCCAAGGACCACUAUGGGAUACGUGAUAAAACUAUCUAGCUUAAUUUUGUUGCUUAUAUGACAAAUGAGUUAUAUGUUUCUUUAGUAUCCUGCUCUUUGUUGUGAUAACAUGGGUAGAUGAGAGAGGUUGCUCUGGGUAUCGCUGGCAGAUCUUUCUAGGGUGAAAGAAACACUGCUGGCAGAAAUCUUUGUUUUUGGUUAGCUGAUGAGCCCAAAGUUUGCACUUGAACUACUUUUUCCCCCUGCUGUUCUGUCUUAAGGUUCAGUACCACUGAGUUGAGCAUGUAAAUAUUUCGUCCAUGCCCGUACAGUACAAAUAAUAGCUUCAGUUCUGUUGCUGUGUUGUUACUGUUUCCUAUUUUUAAAUGGACCUCUGCCAGAUACCUUUUGGAUCUUGUUUUUUUUAAUGAUUGAGCUUUUUUAAUGGUGCUAGUGAAAGGCUUUGUGACUCUUAGGUACGAUAUGCAUGUGUGUGUAUCCAUCCUAUACAGAUACAUGUGUGCAUGUAUAAAUACAGCAUACGUAACAACCUAGUGCUAAAUGCAUUACACGUCGAGGACAGGACUGCUUAGAUUGGUGUCAGCCCUCCGAAGAGUUGUCAGGAGUAGAGCUAGUUAAUUGUGUAUUUUGUAUCUAAGAUCUAAAUAUGAAAUGUAAGGCUCUUCUAUAUUUUCUUGGAUCUAUUUUUCCACUUAUUUAUUUUGUGGUGCACCCCAUCCCUCCUACCCCAAGAUGACUAGACCCAAGUAAUAAUAUAUUUUUCUAAUUUCUCAUCUACAUGAACUCCUCCUGCUGUCGCUACUACCAGUCUUCUGUGUGUGCCAGGCAGUACCCCUUAGUUUCUGACCCUUUUGCUGUUGGCUGUGCUGCAUUGUUGCUGUGACGUGCAAAGGUGUUGAAGGAGACUUGGUAUUAAACAGGAAUCUUGUCUUCGUUGUGUGGGUGACCAAGGAAUUGAGUGUGCUUUGCAAAGAUGGAGACACUAAAAAUUCUUGUAGUAAUUUUAGAAACACGUUUUAAAAUGUCUGCAACCAAGGCUCUUGUGUGCAAUGCUUUGUUUAACUAGUGGUGGUGAAGCUACCUUCUUCAGGUGUGUAUGUUGAGGGACUUGUGAUCCUAUGCAAUUUGUCAGAGGGAGUUGUCACUUAGUAUUUUCUCUGUGAUGAAGUGUGUUUCAGUUGCCCUGCUGCUGGGCUAAGAGUAAAAAAGGGCUGCAUAGUGUGGCACAAAUGCUGUUUAAGUGGGCCCUCCUCCACGGCCAGCACAGGACCGACGUGGUAGCCCCAUGCACAGCUUUGGUGGGCACUGCUGGGACUCUGCUCCUUUUUUGUCCCGAUAAAACAGUUGGCUGCUUGCACUGCGGCAGCCAGAAUGCUGGCUUUCGCACUUCUCUUCAAUUUGUUUUGUAUCUGGAAACUUAUUGGAGUACAACCUUUGACCUGUUGACCUAAAAGACUUUUAGUGCGAUUGAAGUGGUACUGUUAUCUACUGCUUGCUUAUGCAAAAGAAAACCAAAAAUUCUCCUGGUAAUGCCUUUUUUUUUUUUUCAACUGAUCUCACCAGUCACUAAUUUUUUCAUAGACUGUUCUGUGCAUCAGAAAGUGAAGACAAGACCCAUGAACUCUGCAAAACUGGCAAGGUGAGUGCAUUGAAGAGUUGGGAAGAUGCUCAGUCUUCCACGCAGCUUCAGUUUGCUCAUUUCUCAGAUGCAUUUUUACACAACUAACCUCUGCUUGCACCAAAACUCUCUCUACAAUUUGAAACAAGUUGGUCUGUGUACAUCUAUUCCACAGACUUGGCAGAGAAAUAUUUUGAAUUCCAUUUAGCUUGUGGUCCUGGUCUGUCUUCACCUGAGAUGCUUAGCUCAUCAGAAGGAAGAACUAAGUGUUAUUUUCCCAGCAUGGCCCAUGGCUUUACCAGUUCUUCACAUGUUUGUGCCACAAAACACUUGGCUUAGGACACAGCUAGCGUGGUAGGUAGAUAAUCUUAUAGCAGAAGUUGGAUUAUUUGCAUAUAUGGUCUCAUUUUGUACAAGAGGACCCAAAGCUGUAACUGCUGCUGAACUUACAUGCAGUAGGACAGGAUUGGAACCCUUCUUGUUCAAUUUGCUUCUUUCCUUGGUAAGCAAAAGCCCCUCGUAUAGUGAGAUUUGUCUUGACUUGGAUCCAACACUGUGGGAGCCCCAGUGAGGGCACACUGUGGUUGUGAGGUUUCACUUUUGUUAAUGUCACGCUGAACCAAGACAAGGAUUUUAUGCUUUUUUUUUUUUUCAUUUUUCCAAUUGUCAGUGUUGUGCACAGCUGUGGUAAGAUGCUUAUGUUGCUGGUGGACCAGAAGACUGUACCCAUGGGGUUAUGUGGUCUGUUACUGUGCUCUGGAGUAAAUAUUAGAACACAAUUGUUACUUCUGUAUAAGUAGGCUACAGCAUGUCCUCCAGUAUAGCAGUGGUAAAUUGUGACAGUUUUAAAAUGACGAUCUGCCAACCUGCUGUAUUCCCCCCCGGUACACAACUCUCUACUAAGAACACUUAUUAAUGAAAUGGCCUUAGCAAGAACAUAAUGUUUUGUGUGAAUCUGUACAUUAAUAAAGUGAAAAUCAUGAACAGAAA
Molecule: messenger RNA, 3622 nt
Organism: Anas platyrhynchos (mallard)
Lineage: Eukaryota; Metazoa; Chordata; Aves; Anseriformes; Anatidae
Gene: NAPB
Product: NSF attachment protein beta
Biological process (GO): regulation of synaptic vesicle priming; synaptic transmission, glutamatergic; intracellular protein transport
Cellular component (GO): synaptobrevin 2-SNAP-25-syntaxin-1a complex; vacuolar membrane; terminal bouton
Molecular function (GO): syntaxin binding; soluble NSF attachment protein activity
Source: RefSeq, a predicted model, not a curated record